AUGCGCCUCCCGGCGCCCUACAUCUUCUGCUCAAUCCUCAUCUCGAUAGGAGGCCUCCUCUUCGGCCUCGACACUGGCUGUAUCGGUCCCAUCACUACGAUGCCUACUUUCCUCGACUCAUUUGGCCCGCUCUCCUCGACUAUCCACGGUAUUUUGGUCUCAUCAAUCCUGAUACCGGCAUCCUUGACUUCUUUCUUUGCCGGCAAUGUCGCAGAUCGCAUGGGUCGUAUCAGAACUUGUUCUAUCGGUGGCUUGGUAUUUGCAGUGGGAACUGCAUUGGAAGCAGCUGCUCAGAACCUUGCCAUGCUGUUUGUGGGUCGCUGCAUCACUGGUGUGGGUGAAGGGCUGUUUCUCAGUACACUUGUAGUGUAUGUGUGCGAAAUCGCUCCUGCUAGACAAAGAGGCGUAUUGGCUAGUGUGCAGCAGUUGCUGGUCACCAUGGGUAUCGCAGUGGGCUACUUUGUCUGCUAUGGCACUGUACGAAGCUCCGCCACGAGUUUCAGCUGGAGGUUUCCUUUUGCUUUGCAGAGUUUCCUUGCUUUCACUUACGCAGUAUCCGCGUUCUUCUUCUUGCCAGAGUCACCCAGAUGGCUCAAGACUAAAGGCAGAAUGGACGACUCACACGACGCAUGGGAGAAACUAGGAAUCGCCGAUGCCGAGCGUGAGAAGGAUGAGCGGAGCAACCAAAACUUGACGGUGCAAGAGCCAGAGAGCCUGGCAUUAACUCCCAUCCGCUCACGCCAAAGCAUACACUCCGCCCACCAGACCUCCUGGCUCGCCGUUUUCGCAAAAGACGUCCGCAAACGCACUUUCCUAGGUUGCUUCCUGAUGGGGAUGCAGCAGCUCUCCGGCAUCGACGGUGUACUCUACUACGCACCCCUACUCUUCCAACAAGCAGGUCUGAACUCGUCCACCUCUUCUUUCCUCGCCUCUGGAGUUUCAGCAUUACUCAUGUUCCUCAUCACCAUCCCCGCUUUCAUCCUCGCAGAUAAAUGGGGUCGCAGGACCUCGACGCUGGUGGGCGGUAUCCUUCUCAGCAGCACAAUGUUUCUCAUCGGCGCUUUGUACGCAUCCGGCGUCGUCCACGGCUCCCACGGCGCCGCCCGCUGGAUCGUAAUCAUCCUCAUCUACAUCUUCGCACUAACAUACUGCACAACCUGGGCCGUGGGCAUCAAAAUCUACGCUUCGGAGAUCCAACCGCCGAAAACUCGGGCGCCUGCAACAAGUCUUGCGCAGAGUUCGAAUUGGGUGGUUAAUUUUGUUGUUGCGUUUACCACGCCUGUGUUUUUGCAGCGCUCGAGUUCGGGCAUUUACUUUAUGUUUGGGGCGGCGAGUUUGUUGACGGUGGUUGUUUGUGCGACGGAGAUGCCGGAGACGAAGGGCAAGACUUUGGAAGAGAUUGAUGGGGCGUUUGAGCAUGGUGGUGAGGAUGGGCAGCAGAAGCGUUCGGUGGGGAGGAGGGCAGUGGGCUUGUUGAGGAAGUGGCAGCGUGGUCGUCUCGGUCAGCGUGGGGCGCCUGUCGAUAACCAUGAGAUGUAA
This is a messenger RNA of Aureobasidium namibiae CBS 147.97, 1539 nucleotides long. RefSeq names its product putative MFS sugar transporter. The transcript has a single exon. The record is from RefSeq and is a predicted model, not a curated record. The coding region runs from base 1 to 1539 and encodes 512 amino acids. Gene Ontology annotation, biological process: carbohydrate transport; transmembrane transport. Lineage: Eukaryota; Fungi; Ascomycota; Dothideomycetes; Dothideales; Saccotheciaceae. Gene Ontology annotation, cellular component: membrane. Gene Ontology annotation, molecular function: carbohydrate:proton symporter activity.